AUGACCCAGAGAACACGAUUUGUGUGCCUCUCAGAUACACAUGCCUAUACACCAUCCGAGGCAGGCUUCAAACUGCCCGCCGGCGACGUCUUGAUCCAUGCCGGGGAUUUGACCAACCACGGGAGCAAAUCCGAGCUUCGCAAAACGAUGAACUGGAUUGCAGCGGCCGACUUCGAAGUCAAAAUCGUCAUUUGUGGGAAUCACGACAUCACUUUAGACGCGGCCUUCUAUGCCGAGCACGGGUCAAAAUUCCACGGUCAGCAUCCAGAAGAUCACCAGGAAUGCAUGGAAAUCGUGACCACGGCAUCGCCAUCGAUCGUGCUUCUCAGGCAUCAGUCAGCACUAAUCCGCUUGACCCGGCCUAACGGUCCAAACACUGUGUUCAAGGUCUUUGGUUCACCCUUCUCCCAAUCCCCCGGAACCUGGGCCUAUGGAUACGAAUCCGCUCAUGCGGCUGCACUCUGGGAUCAAAUCCCAUUGGAUGCGGAUCUUGUCGUCACCCACACGCCGCCUCAUUCCCUUUGCGACAGCCGAGCAGUGGGCGCGGUUGGGUGCAAGGCCCUGCGUCAGGCGUUAAGUAGGGUCCGACCGUUGCUCGCGGUGUGCGGCCAUGUCCAUGAGUCGCGAGGCUUCGAGCGAGUACGAUGGUCGCAGAGUUCAGCGUCGUCAUCCAUCUCGUCGAAUGCGAGGCCCGAAGCGAGCGAUAACCAAGACCAAGUAGUUAAAGGGGAGUUGCCUGUUCCAGGAAGUAAAAAACAAAGCCUUGUCGAUCUGACGGGUAGGAAGGCACAGCGCCUCGACAAUCAUGGCUGUGCGAUGGUUAAGGCUAAGAUGCCAUCGUCUCAAGACACCUUGUACCCCUCAUGCCCUAUGGACGAUCAGCCACUCCCACGGCCUCGCGCCCCCGGGCAAAAACAACAUUCGCCGUCAUCGUGUCCGCAGUCCGCCAAGCAGACGACACCCCGACCGCUACGACGCGAAACGUGCAUCGUCAACGCGGCGAUCCUGGCAACCAGCUGGCCACACCGCGGAGGGAAACGCUUCCACGCCCCGAUCGUGGUCGACCUGGAGUUGCCGACUUGGACGAAACCACCAGGACCUGCGCCACUGCAGAAGUCUGGUCCGGGGGAAGUGUGA
This is a messenger RNA of Aspergillus affinis, 1137 nucleotides long. RefSeq names its product metallophosphatase domain-containing protein. Gene Ontology annotation, molecular function: hydrolase activity. Lineage: Eukaryota; Fungi; Ascomycota; Eurotiomycetes; Eurotiales; Aspergillaceae. Bases 1 to 1137 code for a protein of 378 amino acids. The transcript is spliced from 2 exons. The record is from RefSeq and is a predicted model, not a curated record.